AUGUCUACCGGUAGCACUAUAGUUCCACGAACCCGGGAUGAGGUGCCGGAUGUGUUCCUGGCAAAAGCAAGCAACGCUGUCGCAGCUGGCUCUGACAUGAUGUUCAACAGGUCGAUAUAUGCACGUUGGGCAAAACCUCGGCGGAAUGUCCAGCCCAAUAGCACACCAUCGGCAUGUACGGAUCGCAAAGCAUGGAAGCAAGGAACGGCAUUCCGUCCUGCGGUCUCUGUCAGACACGUGGGCCAGCAAGCUGUUGAGGUUUGA
Messenger RNA from Penicillium bovifimosum, 264 nucleotides. RefSeq lists its product as uncharacterized. Lineage: Eukaryota; Fungi; Ascomycota; Eurotiomycetes; Eurotiales; Aspergillaceae. Bases 1 to 264 code for a protein of 87 amino acids. The transcript has a single exon. The record is from RefSeq and is a predicted model, not a curated record.